Engraulis encrasicolus (European anchovy) is the source of this 1939-nucleotide messenger RNA. RefSeq names its product platelet derived growth factor c (gene pdgfc). Gene Ontology annotation, cellular component: membrane. The record is from RefSeq and is a predicted model, not a curated record. Gene Ontology annotation, biological process: positive regulation of protein autophosphorylation; platelet-derived growth factor receptor signaling pathway; positive regulation of MAP kinase activity. Gene Ontology annotation, molecular function: platelet-derived growth factor receptor binding; growth factor activity. NCBI's taxonomy places the organism in Eukaryota, Metazoa, Chordata, Actinopteri, Clupeiformes, Engraulidae. The coding region runs from base 675 to 1709 and encodes 344 amino acids. The transcript has 6 exons.
GUGAAGUUUGCACAUACCCAGCGAGCGUCUGUUAAGGGAAUCUCCUCCUCGUUCUCCACUCAUCAUUUCAACAUCAACGCGUCCCAACUUUUGAACUGCUGCCUGCUGGACAAGUCAAGUCGUUUGCGCUUUGUGGUUUGACCAGAAGUUUUUUUUGUGGGGCAGUUCACCUUUGAAGAGCAAGAUGCCGACAUGUAUCACCGAGUUAGUUUUGAACUUGAGCAAGAACUAGCUUGGUGGUGGCACUUUUGACACAGCGGAAUAUAUCUCACCAACCUUAACGCUACAUCUGAAAUACAUGCUAUCAUGGAACUUAUUUUCCUUCUUCAUAAUUAAAGUGGACGAAUCUCAGCCUCUAUAACACCGUUUAUAAACUAAGGCAACAGGUGCGUUCCACGGUGCCUUUCCUGCGUAAAAGUCGUCCAAAAGUGAAUCUUACUGGAUGGAACCAUUGCAUUUAAAGUUAUAUUUUGGUUCCUUCAUCGAAAUGGGCUUAAUUGGGUGUCGCUGAACAGGAUUAUGUGGGUAGGCCAACAGCUUCGCAACCAUCGACCACAGAUGUUUCCCAAAUCGGAUUGGGGUCUUUCAGGCGCGAUAUCUGCGUGGUGAUAGAGACUCCUUGUUGUCCCUCGCCUGCUGCCUACUCAAUCGCGGCUGUCAACCAGGAUUCCCAAAUGAUCCAGCUAUUACUUGUGCUUCUCGCAUCGUCUCUCCAGCAAUAUGGCGUGGAAGCGGAGUCAAGUCACAUCACUAAACUUCACCACCCCGCGGCAAAGGAACAGAACGGGGUGCAGGAGUCUCCACAUGAGAAGGUAGUCUACGUGAGCGCGGAGGGGAGCGGUGAGAUCCACAGUCCAAACUUCCCGCGUGUCUACCCUCGCAACACCGUACUGCAGUGGAGGCUCGUCUCAGCCAAUGAGAACGCUCGAAUCCAGCUGACCUUCGACUCCCGCUUCGGAUUGGAGGAAGCAGAGGAUGGCAUCUGCAAGUAUGACUUUGUGGAGCUGGAGGACCCCUUGUCUGGCGUGGCUCUGGGCCGCUGGUGCGGGUCCCAGUCCAGCCCGGCUCCGCAGGUGUCUCCAGCCAAUCAGAUCCGGGUCCGCUUCACCUCCGACGAGUACUUCCCAGCGCAGCCGGGAUUCAGCGUCCGAUACACACUACUGCCUCAGGUGGCGUCCACUCCUGCGUCGUCCUUGGCCACGGCCGGCCAGCGUGCGGAGGUGCUGAGCGACGAGGUGUCCAGGCUGCAGACGGUGGAGGAGGUGCUGCGGUACCUGGAGCCCGAGCGCUGGCACCUGGACAUGGAGGAGCUGUACAAGCCCACCUGGCACCUCCUGGGGAAGAGCUUCAUCCAGCAGCGCAAGAACAGGGGUGUUGUCGAUCUCAACUUGCUUCGUGAGGAGGUGCGUCUGUACAGCUGUACCCCGCGGAACUUCUCGGUGUCGCUGAGGGAGGAGCUUAAGCGCACGGACGUCAUCUAUUGGCCGAGCUGCCUGCUCGUCCAGCGCUGCGGUGGGAACUGUGCCUGCUGCUCCUAUCGGUGCCACGACUGCCAGUGCCAGCCCACUCGAGUGGCAAAGAAGUACCACGAGGUGCUGCUGCUGAAGCACAGGCCGGGCGGGCGGGGUCUUCAGAAGUCACUGGCUGACGUCGCUCUGGAGCACCACGAGGAGUGUAACUGUGUCUGUAAAGACGACGACUCAGACUGAGCACACACACACACACACACACACACACACACACACACACACACACACACACACACACACACACACACACACACACACACACACACACACACACACACACAGGGCAGUGGACUGCUUUUGCAGGGCCAGGGACAAAAUCAUCUGAAGCGGCCCCCCUCUCAAUACAUACAAUGUAAUGUAGACCCUCGUCCUGGGCCCGGGACAAUUGACCCAUUUGUUCUUCCCCGACA